AUGCUUUGUUUGUCCGUACGGUUCUACGUCAACGACGCCUUGCUCUUCCUUCUCCCUCCCUCUCUCAUUCAUGGCUUCGCAAGGGAAGUUCUAACCCUGAGAGGUUUUAGAUUCGCUUUCUUGUUCCUUUAUGGUUUCUAUGCUAAGAAUGUGACGUUUAGUACUAUCGACGUUCUUGAUCAUAGAAUCCUAGUUCUGAUUCUCGGUGGAAAUGCUCACUUUUCCCAUCCAUUUGAAUCUAUGCAAGGCUUUGUCUUUGGAGUGGGUGUGGCAGCUGCAUUACUGUGCUGCUUCUGGUGCCAAAAUAAGCAUACACAAGUAGGGAGAAGCUCUGAGAAAUUAGGAAACAUUCCCUUUCGUAUCAAAGUAGUGGAUCCUGGGGCAUCAGUGUCAAGCUCAAAUGUGGGGCAGGAGUCACCCGUAUCAUCUGACUGGAGUAACAUGCCUCUUUGGUUGGAAGGACUUAAGAGGAAGGAUGUUGGUUCUGCAUGCGGAAUUCCAAAGUAUUCUUACAAAGAUAUGCAGAGGGCAACUUCUAAUUUCACAACCAUCAUAGGUCGUGGUGCAUUUGGUUCAGUUUACAAAGCUCAGAUGCUCGCUGGUGAAACAAUUGCUGUUAAAGUUCUUGGUAACAAUUCAAGACAUGGAGAGAAAGAGUUUUUGACCGAGGUCUUGUUACUUGGAAGAUUACACCACAAACGUCUUGUGGAUUUAGUGGGAUAUACUGCCGAGAGAGGACAUCAUAUGCUCCUUUUUGCGUACAUGAGUAAUGGCAACCUCGCCUCUCACUUAUAUGGCAAAAAUCAGGAGCCAUUAAACUGGGAUGCAAGAUUUCAGAUAGCACUAGAUGUUGCGAGGGGACUGGAAUAUCUACAUUAUGGGGCUUCUCCCCCUGUUGUGCACCGUGACAUUAAAUCUUCCAACAUAUUGCUGGACCAGUUUAUGAGAGCGAAGGUAACUGACUUUGGGCUUUCUAGACCAGAGAUGAUUAAACGUCGUUCAUCUAAUAUCAAAGGAACUUUUGGCUAUCUUGAUCCUGAAUACAUGUCUACAAAAACCUUUACCAAGAAGAGUGAUGUUUAUAGUUUUGGUGUGCUACUCUUUGAAUUGAUUACUGGCAGGAAUCCACAGCAAGGCCUGAUGGAAUAUGUGAAACUAGCAGCCAUGGAAGCCGAGAGUAAGGUUGGGUGGGAAGAAAUUGUGGAUUCACAGCUUAAUGGAAAAUAUGAUGUGCAUACGCUUAAUGAUAUGGCUGCUCUUGCUUUGAAAUGUGUCAAUGAAGCAUCCAGAGAUCGGCCUUCCAUGAGGGACAUCGUUGGAGCAUUAUCCCAGCUCUGUAAGAAGAAGCAUGGUGGAAAUAGUAAUAUGAAGUCUCCUGCAGUGAAUGAAGUUUCCAUUGAAAUGGAUGAAGUUUUCAUCCACAGAGCACUCAAAUGUGAUGCGCAAAUUGCAUAGCCGAUGAUGAUAUCUGGUUUGAUUUGGAUAUUUGUAAAUACUUGUUUCUCUAUAUCCUUUAUUCUUAUUAUAUGUAAAUAUCUAGCGUGAUCUUGGAUUAUUAUUGUUCUUGUUGUUAUUAUUAUUAGCAUUAUUAUUACUGGGCAGUUAUUGGCCAGUACACACACACACUCUAUUGGGUUUGCCCAUCUCCCUCUGCCA
Neltuma alba is the source of this 1656-nucleotide messenger RNA. RefSeq names its product calcium/calmodulin-regulated receptor-like kinase 1. The coding region runs from base 1 to 1455 and encodes 484 amino acids. Gene Ontology annotation, biological process: protein phosphorylation. Gene Ontology annotation, molecular function: protein kinase activity; ATP binding. NCBI's taxonomy places the organism in Eukaryota, Viridiplantae, Streptophyta, Magnoliopsida, Fabales, Fabaceae. The transcript has 10 exons. The record is from RefSeq and is a predicted model, not a curated record.